Molecule: messenger RNA, 1141 nt
Organism: Camelus dromedarius (Arabian camel)
Lineage: Eukaryota; Metazoa; Chordata; Mammalia; Artiodactyla; Camelidae
Gene: TEX30
Product: testis expressed 30
Exons: 6
Coding region: 173-850 (225 amino acids)
Source: RefSeq, a predicted model, not a curated record
GCCGUAGCGGAACGCGCUGGCGGGUGCGGCGAGGCGGUCCCUUCGAGUGUGGUAGUUCGCUCCCUGAAGGGAGUGAGGGCAGUUAGGUUCUUCGGGCCACUUUCCCUUCCCCGGGAGAUGUCCUUUGCUUCUCAGAUGUAAUGCACUUUAAGUUUGUUAUUCAACAGUGAAAAUGAGUCAUACGGAGGUUAAACUAAAAAUACCUUUUGGAAAUAGAUUACUAGAUGCUGUUUGUUUGGUACCUAACAAGAGCUUAACAUAUGGAAUAAUUCUUACACAUGGAGCAUCAGGAGAUAUGAAUCUUCCUCAUUUGAUGUCACUGGCAUCCCAUCUUGCAUCUCAUGGGUUUUUUUGCCUGAGAUUUACCUGUAAAGGCCUUAAUAUUGUACAUAGAAUUAAGGCAUAUAAAUCAGUUUUGAAUUACCUAAAGACCUCAGGAGAAUACAAACUUGCAGGUGUUUUCCUUGGAGGUCGUUCAAUGGGGUCAAGAGCAGCUGCUUCUGUGAUGUGUCAUAUUGAGCCAGAUGAUGCUGAUGAUUUUGUUCGAGGUCUCAUUUGUAUUUCCUAUCCACUGCACCACCCAAAGCAGCAGCAUAAACUUAGAGAUGAAGAUCUCUUUCGUAUAAAAGAUCCUGUACUGUUUGUGUCAGGCUCAGCAGAUGAAAUGUGUGAAAAGAACUUGUUGGAGAAAGUGGCACAGAAAAUGCAAGCUCCUAAUAAAAUCCACUGGAUUGAGAAGGCAAAUCAUUCCAUGGCAGUGAAAGGACGGUCAACAAAUGAUGUUUUCAGAGAAAUAAAUACACAGAUUUUGUUUUGGAUCCAGGAAAUCACUGAAAGGGACAAGAAAUAAUUGUCUUUAGUUAAAAGCCAUAUUAUUUUUAAUACAUAUAGUUAAUUUGUUCAAGAAUAGCAUGUCUCUCAGCAUUAUGAGAUAUAUUUCAGACUAAUGUUCUUUAAUGUUCCUGUUUUUAAAACAUAUUUUAAUUGUGAAAGUAAUGUCCUUUACAAAGUGUCUUUUGAAAGCACUGUUAUAGUUGUAUAGAGAUGAUGUACAAAUAUUGAAGGUGGUCUAAAUAUAAUUUAUUUUCAUUAAUAUAGUUAAUGUUUGAAAAAUUAAACUUUGAAUUUUGUUACAACAGAA